AUGCUCGUUGCGUUCUGGGUUACGACCUCCGCCCUUGGUACCGUUGUAUGCUGCAUCUUAUACGCUACCCAACUUCAGUGGUCGAAACGCCAGAACCUCCCUCCAGGGCCUCCACGUGUACCGCUUCUGGGGAACAUCCAUCAGCUGCCGCAGUCUUAUCAGUACAAGUUCUUCGUGCAAUGGGCGGAACGAUAUGGAGACGUUGUCUACGCGGAGUUCUUUACUCGAUCAACCAUCGUCGUGAGCUCAGUCAAGGCUGCCUGCGAUCUCAUGGAGAAGCGGAGCGCGAAGUUCUCGGAAAGACCACGGUUUGUGCGAAUCAGAGAGAUGAUCGGCUGGACAGGAAAUAUUGGAUGGAGACCAUACGAUGACACGUGGAAGCGUCAGAGGAGGUGGUUCCAGCAAUUGCUAAUCAGCGCAUCCGCCCUGAAGAGUCACCGGCCACUUCAGGAGCACGAGGUGCGUCGUCUGCUGUACGACGUCGUCCAGCACCCAGCGGACUUCAUCUCCCACAUCAAGCGCUACGCCGCGUCGCUGAUUUUGGAGAUCGGUUAUGGACAUACCGUGACCUCUGUCGAGGGUGAUGAGUUCAUCCAGUUGGUGGAGGCUGGGAUACAUGAAGUUUUCGGCGGCAGUGGAGCCGGCUCGGCGCUGGUUGACUUCUUCCCUACCUUGAAGUACAUACCUGCUUGGCUGCCUGGCGCGGGCUUCAAGCGAGCUGCUCUGAUGGCGAAGGAAGCCAUCGCAGCUACUGAGGAUAUCCCUUAUAAGUCCGUCAAGGAUGCUAUGGCAGCCGGUGUGGCAAAACCAUGUUUCACGACUGCCAUGAUACAGGAUUGUCUCAAGAAGGGUGCGCUUACCUUUGAAGAUGAGGAUGACAUCAAGGGCACUGCUGCAACGCUCUAUGCAGGGGGUACCGAUCCAAUCGUGACAACAAUCACGGUGUUCGUGCUUGCGAUGGUGCAGCAUCCCGACGUUUUUCGCAAGGCUCAAGAGGAAGUCAUCCAGGUUGUCGGCGAGGAAAGGCUCCCGGAGUUCAGCGAUAGGACAUCGAUGCCGUACCUCGAGAACGUCCUUAGAGAGGUGUACAGAUGGCGUCCCGCAGUCCCUACAGCGGCCCCACACAUGUCAUCAGAAGAUGAUGUAUACCGUGGAUACUAUAUUCCCAAGGGCUCUAUGAUCAUCCCUAAUUUAUGGGCGAUGUUCCAUGACCCGGAAGUAUAUCAGGAGCCGGAAACGUUCAAUCCUGAACGAUUCUCAGGUAUGAACGUAGACCGGUAUGAUGAUCCGCGGAGGAUUGUCUUCGGCUUCGGACGGAGGGCUUGUCCAGGACGAUACUUUGCCGACAACAGCGUAUGGAUCCUUGCAGCCAGCCUCCUUGCAACGAUGGACGUACGUAAAGCGCGGAACGCACGCGGGGAGGAGAUCGCAGCGUCACCGAAGUUUCAUGGCGGCACUGUCAUUCGCCCAGAGCCGUUUGUCUGCGACAUCCAUCCUCGGUCGGAGAAAAGCCGGGAGUUGAUUCUUGCGGGCAAAGAUAUCGUGACCGCGCAGCUCUGAGUCGACUGCGAUGUUUCGCGUUCUUGCUGGACACAAGACUGUCUCGUGGCUUCGACUCAUUAGUAAUCCGUACAAAGCAAUGUUGUGGAGUUGUAUCGUCGCUUAC
Rhodofomes roseus is the source of this 1666-nucleotide messenger RNA. RefSeq names its product cytochrome P450. The transcript has 13 exons. The record is from RefSeq and is a predicted model, not a curated record. NCBI's taxonomy places the organism in Eukaryota, Fungi, Basidiomycota, Agaricomycetes, Polyporales, Fomitopsidaceae. Gene Ontology annotation, molecular function: iron ion binding; oxidoreductase activity, acting on paired donors, with incorporation or reduction of molecular oxygen; monooxygenase activity. Bases 1 to 1560 code for a protein of 519 amino acids.